Molecule: messenger RNA, 777 nt
Organism: Morchella sextelata
Lineage: Eukaryota; Fungi; Ascomycota; Pezizomycetes; Pezizales; Morchellaceae
Exons: 3
Coding region: 1-777 (258 amino acids)
Biological process (GO): sterol metabolic process
Cellular component (GO): membrane; endoplasmic reticulum
Molecular function (GO): cholestenol delta-isomerase activity
Source: RefSeq, a predicted model, not a curated record
AUGGACACCCCCCCAAUGGACACCCCCGCGAUGGCCGCCGCCCCCAGCUUCCUCUCCCUCAUCGACGGCGUGACGGUCGGGUCCUUCCUGCUCGUCGCCGCGCUGCUGUUCCUCGCCUACGCGCUCUCCGUGUUCCUGCUCCCGCCGCGCACCAGCACCAAGCUGCGCGUCAUCUUCAUCUGGCACCUCUUCGACGGCCUCAUCCACUUUGUCUUUGAGGGCAGCUUCCUGUACUACUCGUUCACGGCGCGGGCGGCCACGGGGCUGACGGGGCCGAGCUCGCACGUGCUCUGGGGCGACAGCGCGGUCGCGUACGGCGCGCGCCACUCGCAGGCGCCGCUGGCGAAGCUGUGGCAGGAGUACGCAAAGGCGGACUUCCGGUGGGGCGACAGCGACAUCUGCGUGGUGGCGCUGGAGCUGCUGACGGUGUUUGUGGGCGGCCCGCUGGCGCUGUGGAUCUGCGACAUGGUGCGGCGGGAGGACCAGAGGAUGUGGUUCUGGGUGACGGUGCUGGCGACGGGCGAGCUGUAUGGCGGAUUCAUGACCUUUGUGCCCGAGUGGCUGACGGGAAGCCACAACCUGGAGACGAGCAACUUUAUGUACAAAUGGGUGCACCUCUUCUUCUUCAACACAAUCUGGGUGUGGAUCCCGCUGUGGCUGCUGUACGAGGCCUACAACACGUUCCUGCCCGCGCUGCAGCUGCAGGCCAUGGUCAGCAGCGAGGAGGACGAGGACGACGACAGCGAGGGCGAGGGCGAGGGCAAGAAGGCGAGGUAG